Oncorhynchus kisutch (coho salmon) is the source of this 1054-nucleotide messenger RNA. It is a transcript of the gene pop5, whose product is annotated as POP5 homolog, ribonuclease P/MRP subunit. Gene Ontology annotation, biological process: tRNA 5'-leader removal. Lineage: Eukaryota; Metazoa; Chordata; Actinopteri; Salmoniformes; Salmonidae. Gene Ontology annotation, molecular function: ribonuclease P RNA binding. Gene Ontology annotation, cellular component: ribonuclease P complex. Bases 96 to 575 code for a protein of 159 amino acids. The transcript is spliced from 5 exons. The record is from RefSeq and is a predicted model, not a curated record.
UAUCAUGAUGCCAAUCAAUCUUGAGCCCCACCACGAGUUGUCAUUCGUUAAAUGACCCAACACGGAAGUAGAAACAUCGACAUGUGUUGAGCGAAAUGGUGCGACUGAAAUCCAGAUAUUUGCUGUGUGAAGUUUGCGUAUCAGAUCGACGCAAUCUGUCACUGCUAGAUGACCGCGCCAUCUACACUGCCACAAAAGCAGCAGUAGCUCGAGCGCACGGUGACUAUGGCGCUGCACUGUCCAGCCUCGGAUUCUCAGUGAAGUAUCUGAAUGCCCACACUGGAAUUGUGUUCCUGCGCUGUCGGAAGAGCCACUACAGACUCCUCUGGUCUGCAUUGCCAUUCAUCACCAGUCUAGAGAACCGAGGGCAAAGAGUGCCAUGUUUUCUGAACUGUUUGCAUGUGGGAGGAACGAUCCGGACAUGUCAGAAAUUUCUGGUCCGAUACAAUACUCAGCAGCUCCACCGGAUGCUCCCCCUCUGUCAGAGUGAAGCAGAGAGAUCAGAGAUCCGCAAGUCAGUACUGAGCUGCACCCUGAAAAAAGAGGCAGAUGAUGAAGAAGAGGAGGAUGAGUGACUCCAACAUCAUUCUGACGCUCUUGCUACUUGCAGUGUAUCUCACCUCUGGGAAGACACUGUUAAUCUCAAUACAGGUAGUUCUGUUACUGGGCUGAUGGAUUUCAUGACAGAAUAGAGCCCUCAAACUCAACUCUGGACCUCGAAGCCAGUUCUACGUUUUUCAUUGUUCACCUUUAAUUUAGGUGAGUGCAAUUAAUUCAGGUAGAACAGAAAACCAUGAGGCUCCGGACCUCGCAGGUUAAGAGUUGAAUACUCCUGGAAUAGAGCCUGGUGCUUCAAUGCAGCUGUUUGAGUGUGAAUGCAGAUCAGCUGUGAGCUCAUUAAAACAAAGCAAAUAAAACAUUGGACAUGUGUACAUAAAUAGUUUUGUUAUUUCUGCAAUGUGUAUAAUUAAUGUUACUUUCUGCACUGUUGUGUAUACAUUUUAUGAAAGCAAAAUAAUAAAAUCUCUUCUAGCAAGCCAACCAUUAGACCUUA